AUGACGGAUAAUACUGGUAAAGAGAAUGUGGAAAAUUUCUUGUCAAAAUUCCGUGAUCCUCAGACACACCGUUUUCAUUCAGUCACUGCACUAGACUUCCUUAAGUGUUGGCAGCAUUAUGAUAAAGAUGGGAACGGAUAUUUGGAAGGCAUGGAAUUGGAUGGAUUCCUGCGUGAAUUCAUUACUAGUGUCGUACCUGGUGAAAUCGGAAGUGAAAUUGUCUCUGAAACAGCAAUGCAACAGCUAAUGACUGAAGUUAUGGAUGCAUAUGAUGAAAAUGGAGAUGGACGUAUUGAUAUAACUGAAUUGUGUCAAAUAUUACCUACUGAGGAAACAUUUCUAGCCCUAUUUCAAAUAGACACUCCUUUAUCCUCGAGUGUGGAGUUUAUGCGUGUUUGGAAGCAAUUUGAUACAGAUUUAAGUGGGUCAAUUGAUGCGAAUGAAUUAAAGCAAUUCUUGAAACACUUAACAACUAAUUCAAAAGUUGAAUUAUCCGAUGAGAAGUUGAAUGAGUAUACACAGACACUCAUCAAUCUUUUUGAUCGUGAUGGAGACGGUAAGUUACAGUUGAGUGAAAUGGCAAGAUUAUUACGUGUUAAGGAGAAUUAUCUAAUAAAACCAUUAUUUAAAAAUGACAGAGGCUUAGAUGAAAGGACGAUCGAUAGAAUAUUCCGUAAAUAUGAUACAGAUGGAAAUGGUGUACUGGAAAACGAAGAACUGAUGGGGUUUUUAAAAGAUUUACUAGAAGCGAAUGGUGAAGAAGUGAACGAAGAAGGCUUACGUGUCAUGAAAGAGGCUAUUUUGAAACAAUGGGAUGUUAAUAAAGAUGGCAAGAUUGGUAGACAAGAAAUUAAUGACCUCAUCAUGCAAACUCUUCAUUUACUACAAGAAAAAGAGCACAUGAAAAAAUUCAGUGAUCCAUAA
Molecule: messenger RNA, 924 nt
Organism: Trichobilharzia szidati
Lineage: Eukaryota; Metazoa; Platyhelminthes; Trematoda; Strigeidida; Schistosomatidae
Source: the annotation of a GenBank genome assembly